Panonychus citri (citrus red mite) is the source of this 2040-nucleotide messenger RNA. RefSeq lists its product as uncharacterized. Lineage: Eukaryota; Metazoa; Arthropoda; Arachnida; Trombidiformes; Tetranychidae. The record is from RefSeq and is a predicted model, not a curated record. The coding region runs from base 358 to 1701 and encodes 447 amino acids. The transcript is spliced from 2 exons.
AGAGAAAGAGAGAAACACAAUUUAAUUGUUAGAUCGUUGAAAGGAAAUGAACCAAUUUGUCGAUGAAAAGAAAAUGCUAUUCAAUAGUUAAACUUUCGUAACGAUUUUGAAACGAUCAAUUGAUCAGUUAAUUGUUGAGAAAUUAAUGAAACGUUCAAUUUUUGAGAGAAAAGAAUUGAAGUGAACUUUGAAAAUUCAUUUUCUCUUUUUUGAAUUGGCGCCUUUUCUCUUGGGUUCGUUUCCAUGGUUACCAGAAUCUCCGAAUUGUUUACAAAAUUGAUUGGGCCUUUUUCUUGGUUAAAUGUUUCAUCUUUAAUUGGUUAACUUUUUAAUUUUAAUUCUUUUUGUUGGUGAAAAAUGGUAAUUUGUGAAAAGUGUCUCAAAGAAUUCACCGCUCAAUCAAAUUUAAGUCGACAUUUAAGACAAAUUCAUGGGGAACCACCUAAACACUUACAUUCAUUGGUUUGUCCUCUUUGUGAUGACAAUUUAACUCGUGAGAAAUAUUUUCUUGAUCAUCUAAGGCAUAAUCAUGAUUUAACCAUUGAUGAAAGACAAUUGUUCUUCAACACAGAAGAUGAGUUUUAUAAAUGGAAAAUUUUAAUGGAAAAAUCAACAGCCAGUUAUUAUCGGAAAGACCGUUCUAAGAAGGAUAGUAAACAAAAGACCAUGUACUUUACUUGUAAUCGAUCUGGAAAUUAUUUACCAAAACAAGAGAGGAAACGGCGAUUAAGAGCUCAAGGAAGUCGUAAAAUUAAUCGCACUUGUCCAGCUAAAUUAAUUGUGACGAAAAACAAUUCAUCUGGACAACUAUCGGUCUAUUUUAUUCCAACUCAUGUAGGCCAUGAAACCGAUUUGAAACAUCUUAACCUACAUAAAGAAGAUCGGAUUAAAAUCGCUAAAAAAUUAGAAAUGGGAGCUGAUAGGAAUCAAUUACUAUCCAAAAUACGUGAAUCACUUUCAUCAACUAGUCCUCAGCGUCUACACAUGAUUACAGUGAAAGAUUUAAGGAAUAUAAAAGAUAAAUGUAUCAAAUCAAGGGAAGAAAGUGAACAAGGUCAACAAUUGCUUUUAGACGAAACCACCAACGAGAUUGAUUCAUCUAAUGAUGAAAUAGUAACAGCUGAUAAUCUGAAUGAAUUCAAUGUUCAAAUUGAUGGUGAAAUUCAAAUGGAAGAAGAUGGAUCAAUAUUAUUCGAUGAUAACAACAACAGUGAACAAUCAGAAGAUCGUCAAAAGCUUGUCGACAAUAUAAUGAAAAAUUUGGACAAUGAGAUUCCCAUCGAAACCCUAAAUAAUAUCAAAGAACUUAUCGAAAAUGCUAAACAUAAAAGUAAAUAUGUUGUCGAUAUGGGAGUUCCUAUUACUCGAUGUGGUCGUCGAAUUGUUCAAACUGAACAGUCUAAAUCAUCAAACAACGAAUCAACAACUGUCUCAUCAUCACCCAAAUUGCGAAAAAUUUUACCAAAACCAUCGUCAGAUUGUUGCAAUGUUAAUCUUAAACAAAACUGUGACCAGUCAAUUGAAACAAUCGAAUCUUCAAACGGAAAUCAACUUAAAACGACAAUAAAUGACAAUUGCGAUGAAAAUGGUAAACGAAAUAAUAGUAAAUCGACCAAUCUAAAAGUAAUUGAUGUUCCAGCAGAUUCACAGAUCCGAAGAAUUAAUCAAUCAUGUUUCAUCAUAAUUCCGCCAUCAAAAUAAGCCAAUCAUUUGUUAUUUUCCUUUUUCUCUCUUUUUUUCUUGUAUCAAGAAUAAUUGGCAUAAAUAAUUAACCAGCUCAUUCCACCGCAAUUAGGAGGAAAUAAUCUGGAAAAUCAAUAAUUUGUAUAUUUUUUAGGCGACAAUUUCAAUCCAGUUACUAAUCAUAAUCACUUUUGAUAACUUGGCACCGUUUCUUGCAUAAAAACCACUUGAAUUAAUCCAUAUUCAUUUAAAUGAAUUGUAACAUUUACAAAAACCUGUGAGAAAAAAAAAUUAUUAUGUACAAUUGUUGAUAUAUUAAUAAAAAUGAAUACUAUUUAUUGAAAAUGACGAAAAGAA